UACGUACUUCAGAGGCUAUUAAAAAAGCCAAAGUUUAAACUCAAGCGAAAGAUCCUGGAAUUGGGCGACCCCGGGGUCGGGAGCAGCGGGAGCGGAGGGGUCGGCUUGGGGUGGGGGCCUCGGGGCUGGGCGCGCGGCCCACCCAGGGCCUUGGGUUUCGCGGGGUCUUUCCAGAAGGGUCGCAGGCCCCGGGGGGGGGCGGUCUGCGGGGCUCCCUCGGCGCCCCAGCUCCGUGCUGGCCCGGCCGGCCGGCUCCGCGCUCAGGGAGGCGGCCCGGGGGCGCGCAGGAGCCGGGGGAGCGCGGGGCCCCCGGGGCGCGGUUCCCGGGAGCGCCGUCCCCGGUGGUGGGGGGGGCCGGGGAAAGUCCCCGCGGCGGCUGCGGCGGGCGGGGCGCGGCGGCCCCUCCGAGAGGGCGGGGCGGGGCCGGCCUGGGGGCGGCGGCCGAGCGCGGCUCCCUGGCCGCUGGGGACGCGCCGCCACCCCGCUCGGGAAGAGGCGGGCCCCGCGCGGCCUGCGAAGCCAUGGCCGCCGAGGCGGCGGCGUGAGCGGCUCGGCGGACCCCGCGCCGGCGCCGGGCCGCGCCCGGAGUCGCCAGCGAGCCUGCGGCGCCCAGAGCCCCGGGCCAUGCGGCCGCCGCCACCGCCGCUGCUGCUGCUGCUGCUCGGCGGCUGCGGCGCUGCAGCGCCCCCGGCAGACUCUCUUUCCCAGCUGCCUGCUCCCCAAAACCCGAAGAUUCGCCUCUACAACGCUGAGCAGCUUCUGAGCUGGGAGCCGGUGCCCCCUGGCAAUGGCACGGGGCCGGUGGUCUACCACGUGCAGUUUAAAUAUACCACUAGUCAGUGGUCCGACGUCAAUAAUAACCCCGAAGGGGUGAACUGUGUGAAAAUCACCACGACGGAGUGCAACUUUACCAAAACCAACAUCUCAAAGGGUUUCCCAAUGCAUUUCAACGUCUCUUUACGUGUCCAAGCUGAACUAGAAGGACGCGUUUCUGCCUGGGUGACGGUACCUUGGUUCCAGCACUUUCGGAAUGUUACCAUUGGGCCUCCAGAAAACAUUUGGGUGACCCCAGGAGAAGGCUCCCUUAUCAUCAAGUUGUCCCCUCCCUUUGACAUCUAUGAUUCCACGGUCGCUUUUCAGUAUUACGUCCAUUACUGGGAAAAGGAAAAGGCAGGAAUCCAAAAGGUUGCAGGGCCUUUCAUGACCAACUCCAUUGUGCUGAGUGAUUUAAAACCCUUAACGGUAUACUGUUUACAAGUCAAGGCACAACUACUUUGGACAAUGCUAAACAUCUCUAGACCCGGGCAUUUAAGCAGCAUAUCUUGCUACGAAACGAUGGCAGAUGCCUCCACCAAGCUUCAGCAAGUGAUUCUCAUCGCCAUUGGAACCUUUCUGUUGCUGUCGGCGAUGGCAGGGGCCUGUCUCUUCCUGGUCCUGAAAUACAGAGGCCUGGUUAAAUACUGGUUUCAGUCUCCGCCAAGCAUCCCAGUACAAAUAGAAGAGUAUUUAAAGGACCCGGCUCAGCCUAUCUUAGACGCCUUGGACAAGGACAGCUCCCCAACGGAAGAUGCCUGGGACUCUGUGUCUGUCGUUGUGUUUCCAGAGAAGGAGUAAGAAGAUGUUCUCCAAAGCACUUUGAAGCAAAGCAUUGGCCUGCUCCACCGGCCUGCAGGAAGAGGACUGAGCUCCUGAAGCUGCUGAUGUCCCUGUCAGGACUUUACGGAGCCCACUACUCCAUGUCACUGUCCCAGAAAGGCCAGUGGCGCCUGGGGAGAAGCAGUGGGUCUCAUCGGGGAGACAAGCUUAUUUGUUUUUCUUUAAGAAUUUUCUCAAUCAUACACGUCGCUAGGAUGAUUCUACAGAGAUCUCUCAGAAUAAUUAAGAUUUCUCUUAAACACUAAACAAGCAUGUAAUUAUUUGUUAGCAAAAUGGCUCUGGCACACCUGUGAUAUUUUGUUCAUUGUCGGUUGGGCCAGGCAGUCCGGAGACCGAGUCCUCUCCUUGACUCUGACGAGUGAGCUGUGGACCCUCAGGCAGGUCACCUAAUCUGUCUCAGCCUGUCCCAGCAAGGGACACUGAGCACCCUCCCACAUCCAGUCUCCCAGCUUAAAACGUGAUGAAUCCUGUAAAUAUUUUCCUUGUAAUUUAAGUGUUUUUUUUUCAAGCUAGAAAUAAAAGACUAUGUAAUUGACUUUUUACAA
This is a messenger RNA of Equus caballus (horse), 2201 nucleotides long. The record is from RefSeq and is a predicted model, not a curated record. Lineage: Eukaryota; Metazoa; Chordata; Mammalia; Perissodactyla; Equidae.